AUGUCAUCGUACAACAACAGCGCGCGCUUUAACGAGGCCAGGAAAGUGGCUAUUUUCGGGGGGACACACGGGAACGAGAUGUCAGGCGUGACACUCGUCAACCUGUGGGUGAAAAACAGCGCCGAGAUCCAGAGGAAAAGAGUCGAAACCAAACCGUUUAUCACCAACCCGAGGGCUGUGGAGAAGUGCUCCAGAUACGUGGACACGGACCUGAACAGAGCCUUCAGCCCGGAGAACCUCAGGUAAACACGGGGGGGGGGGACCUGUCAUGUCCUGACUAUAUGUCCCAGCUGCUUCUGCGUGUUUUUGUUUUUGUUGUUGUCUGCUGUCACACUCAGAAACCAUAGGUGCUCUGUCAUGGAAUAGAUCCACAACACAAACCCACUGCAAGACUGUCCUUUAUUAUUUACUGUUGUGUUGGUUAUGUUACGAGCUCAGUGCUGUAUACACUGUACAAGGAACGUGCACACCUACACAGUCAAGCUUGACCUUGUUUGGAUGGUGUGUGUACAUUUUGUCCCUGGUGCAUUUUUUUGUGAUUGAAAUUCCUGAAAUUAAGAAAACACUGUUAUUGUGUCUGAUCCUUGAAGCUGUAGCCGAACUGUUACAGUUAAUUGAAACAUUAAAAAUAUGCAAUUAAUCGAUUUUGCAAAAUAGUCGACUAAAUUGACUAUACAUUGUAUUUGUCUAUGCUUGACAAAUGAUCAUACAGCCAUGUGAUCAGUUAACAUAAUCUUGCUCAAGUAGCCUACUACUACUAACCUAGGUCUAAACAAUAACGAUAACCGUACACAAUAAUAUGUGGAGGUCGAUGAAUAUAGGGGUCAGGUCACGCCACUCAACAUGAUGUCAUCUUAUAGGGAAUUUAAAAAUAGAAGAAAACACGCGGAUACUCCCCUCAAACUGUUAUGGUCACAGUUAGUGUUUACCAUCAACCAUUUCCCCCUUCACAUCCUCCCUCCUCCCUGAAACCCCCCUCUGGCUCUGUGCCAAUAACAGCAGAGCAGCGUGUCUUCAAGCCCCCUCCUCCCGGACUUGAGCCAGCAGGAAAAAACGUGAGCCAAACGUGACCGAGCUGCAAAUGAAUUAAGACUCUGCUUUCCCUCAUUCUCUCUCUCCCUUUUCAAAUCGUGCCUCUUCGUGUGCGCAACAGCGGAAAGUAAAGUCUUACGCAAACGCUGGCUCAUGCAUUCAUUGUGCAUGAACACACACAGAAGCCUAUUUACUAAUGUUAUUAGAUAACAGCAAUACACUAUACAUAUUUCAUCACGUGACUCCUAUAUUAACACUGUGAAGGUAUUAUAGCGUGUCUGUGGUACUCAGCUGGGAAGUUAUAACGAUUCUGUACUGUAUCAUUUAUUACUGAACUUUGCAGUUUUUACCACUGUUUUAAACAAUAGCUAUAUUACUGUAGAUUAAUCAUGAUGUCUAUUUUACCUGUGAUUCAAUUUGGUAAGUGUGUUUUAGGUCUCAUUAAGAAUGGCUGAAUUAAAGUUAAUUUUACUUUUACACCAGCAAAAUUGUUAAUCAUUAUUUUAUAAUAUCGCAAGUUUUUUUCAAAACAGAGAGAUUAUGUUUCUCAAUUGGGUUCACCAGGCUAAAUGAAGCAAAAAAAAUCUCUAUAUAUAUCUAUACACACACACACACACACACACAUACACACAUACAUAUAUACAUACAUACAUGAUGAAAAUAUGCAGUCAAAGCCACUCGCUGCCUCAUUGGGGACUUCUUUAAUGGCCCUUAAAGAUCCUUGCUUUUCAGCUUACACACCCUUUGGCCUUGUGAGGCAACACAUAAGAAGAUUAAACAGAACCUAAAUAGACUGACAGCUUUGCUCUUCCUCUCAUUUACUCUCUCCCAGUUGAAGGUUUGCUGUUGCAAACACCCUUCUUGUGUAGCCUACACUAUAAACUAUAUUUCUGAGCAAAAGCCCAGGCAAUAAUAGGUGCUUUAUGCUGAAAGUGAUGUCAAAAGAGCAGAUGUGAGGCUGGUCAGACAAUAUGGACAGCAGAGGCGCUGUGUGCUACAGCAGCUUGGAGAAUGUCCUGGACUGGUGGUGUGGUUAUUUUGAAAUGCUCCCAAAGAGCACAGAGGAAAAAAAGUGGGGGCUGGCUAUCAUCCCCUGCUCAGAGAGUGAUGUCUGUUUAUUGGAAUAAAAGAAAGUUUGUAUCAAGGGCCAACACAUUUCUAAAGGGUCAUUAAAAGUAGACAUGUAAAAGUAUUUUCUUACAAAUGAAGGGCAUUGCGAAUUACUCUUAAUUUGUCUCAUAGGACGACCACUUUCCUCAGGCAUCAUGCCUAAGAUGGAAAGACAAGACUCAAGCUUCUCUCAAAAAGAAAUAUUAGCUAGCUAACAGUAUUUUUUUAGCCAUUUGUAUCUUAAUUUUCAUGAACACAGUUUACAUUUUUCAAUCAAAUGGCAGGCAGUUUAAAGACUUUUCAGAUUUUUUCAGUUUAUCCAACACAUUAACUUGUAACACAGCAGUACAACAUUAUAUCAGUAUUUGAGCUUCCAUCCUCAUCUUGAGCUCAGGGAAAAUAUAAAUAUAGUAAAGUGCUACCAUGCCUUUUCAGAAAAGUAUAAUGCCAGGCAACAAGUAGCGCCUAAUUUGCAGUUAUCAAUGUUUUUCUAUUAUAUGUGGUAUGAGAAUAUCAUAUAUGAAACAGACAUUCAACACAGAACCAGGAAGCUCUUGUUUUGGACUUUGUACUUACUUUCCACUUUAAUCCAACAGUUACUGUGUUAACUUGUUGCAGUUAAACUCUUCCAUAAUGGUUGACACUGAGGUGAAAGUUUUCACAGGGCGUUGAGGUCCAGUAGACACCCUGUGUCAGUCAUUAACAUGCUUUAUUGCUUAUUGUUCCAUCAGCAGAAUUGUCUGAUAAGGUAUAAAUGUGUCAAUACCUGAUUGCUUUCUCUUGCUGGUGUGUGUUUGCCCUGCAGUGCCCCAGAAGGAGAUAACCUGCCCUACGAGGUGCAGAGAGCUCAAGAGAUCAACAGGAUGUUUGGGCCCAAAGGCAGCCCAGAGGCAUAUGAUGUUAUCUUUGACCUCCAUAACACAACGUCUAAUAUGGGCUGCACUUUGAUCCUGGAGAGCUCCAAAGACCACUUCAAUCUGCAGAUGAUGAACUAUAUCAAGGUAAUAGCCUUGAGGAGUUAGGUCUGCUCUGAGCAUGAGCAUAGAGUGGCCUGUAUACCACUGGUCAAAUCCACCAUCACACUCCAUAAAAAAAACAAAAGUCGGUGUUAUGGCACAGGAAAGUGUAGUAUAGGGGCUGUUAUUAUAUGUUCAACUAGAAUUGACAUAUAUUUGGGAUACUUUUACACUUGCACGUAGUGUAUCUUGCUACACCAUCUUGAUACUGUUGUGAAAAAAACUUGAAUGAUUUCAAUAUUUUGUUAUUUACACAAAAAAUAUAUUUUUUGACCUACAGCACUACUGUAAUACAUAACUCCAGACUUUUUAACUUUGAUACAGUGCUGGUGUAUAAAUUAUAAUCAAUAACUCAUCUGAUAUCACAGCGCUCAAAAGAGGUUCAAAGGUCUUGGCACACGAAGUGAAACAACUUUUUACUAUCAACCCACACAGAGAGAUAGACAAAAAGAAAUCCAGUGCUCAAGCCAACACACUUGUAGUUACCACAAUAGCAUGUAGUGUCUUUACACUGUGUAGUGUAAAAGGACACAAGAUACUGUGUAGACUCAUACUCAAUAACCCCUCAUUGUUAUCCCUCUGGACGUACUACAAGGAAGUGUAUCUCACAGGCUUUUCAUCGAUGAACUCUUAAUCAUUGUAUACAGAAAUAGCCCCGCUGAUUGUCACAUUUCAUUCUAAUAUACAUAAAUACUUACAUAACUAAAAGUAUACUAUUGGGCUUAGUGAUCUAAAGUAAUUUGUUAUUUUGAGAUUUUUUAAUUCAAAACACAUUGUGUCAAAAAGUAUGAAAGUGUAUGAUACUUUUGUCGACCCUGGUGUGCAGUUUGGUAAAAAAAAAAGUAUUUUAGACACACUUCUGCAAAUGAAUGGAGGUUAAAGGUGAUAAUAUCUUCCCUCUGCCGAAUCGUUAUGUGUGCCAACAAGUCAAAGUUUUACUCAGAGGUCAGAGAGGUUCAGUUAACCUACCUCUACAAACAAUAUAAUGAUUAGUUUACCUUUCUGCGCUGGGUAAACUCUUCCAAAGGAUCAGCUAUCUAAUGAGCUCUGCUGAAACGAAGCUCUCCAGCAGAGUACCACUUGUAAACAUUCACAUAUAUUUCACAUGUUAAACAACAGAACUUGUUUCGGUCUAUUCAAAUAUUUGCUGUGAGUAAGAAGCGAUACUGUUGAUACAUCAUAGAAAAACGCUCACCUUAUCGUACCUUACACGUGUGAGUUUGUUGUUGUUUUCGUCUGGUAAACACGCUCUGUUUCUGUUCACAACUUGAGCUUUUUCUCCUCAGUACAAAUUUGAGUCAUGCAGAGAAACACCAGGGAGGAAAGAACAGCCAAAUGCAACAUGCUGUUUGCGACAUCGAGCACUAGGGGUCAUGAGAAAUAUGUCUUUUAGCUUUUAGAGACACAAAAUGCUCCUCUUUGUUUUACAGGUUGAAGGCACACUUUACAGAAAUGCUACACUUGCAAACCCAGCUUUCUGUUUUGAAACUGUAAUUUUUUUGACUCCCUUGAAAAAGAGGUUUUUAAUCUCAAUGGCACAUUUCUGGUUAAAUAAAGGUUAAACAAAUAAAACUGUCCCUAAAGAUCAGCUGUUUAAUGACUCAUUCCUUCAAAUGUUUGUCAUUGGCUGUAGUAUUAGUGAUGAUCUUAGGGCACAGUCCAACAGCAUGUCCCUACAUCAUUGGAGAAUUUAGUAGAAGUAUCCCUUUGUAACACCAGUUUAAUUCUAGUCCACAGGUUGGAAACUGCCACGUAUUUUUGUCUUUCUUUAUUCAGUUUUUUUUUCUUGGCAAUAACAAACAUUGCAUCUGUUGGAGUUUAAAAUUGAGUCUGGACUGAAACAUUCAGGGGGCUCAGAAAAGAGAGAACCAGAAGCACACCCUUAGAGCACUGACCUCUGCAUGGCCUUGUCCGUGAACUGGAUUCAGAUUUGCUCCGUCUUUUGUUGAUUCAACUCAACAACUCUCCAUUAAGUUUCAUGAAGUUCAGUCCAAAAACCCCCCUGUUUUCUGUAUCUAUUUUAUCUGUUUCUAUAUGAAUUAUAACCUGUUAACAAUAACUACAGUUGUAUUUAUGACAGUGGCCCACAAUCACAGAUCUUGAGACAAGGAUCACAUAACUGUGUUGGUGUAGAGCUUCAAUUCAGUCAUCACUCAUGGGUGCUUUUGACACCUUCAGCUGACGUGCAGUGUGCUGUAUCUGCAGUUGACAUUUUGCUUUUGUGUAUUGUGUGUUGCAGAAAGCCAUCGCCCCGGCCAGCUGUCUUGUCCUGCUGAACGAACAUCCUCUAUUAAAAUAUUCCACUUCUCGCUCUGUUGCCAAGCACCCAGUGGGUGAGUCUCUCAAGUCCUGCCAAAUCGCUCUGGGGACAGUUUUUGAGGUGUUCCCAAGUCAAACAAACAAAUAAUAAUAAAAAAGAAGCAUACUGAGAUGGUUAGAGAAAAGUCAUGCGUGUUUCUUUUGAUUGUGUGAUUGCAGGUCUGGAGGUGGGCCCUCAGCCUCAGGGAGUUUUGAGGAGUAACAUCUUUGAAGCGAUGAGGAUAAUACUGAAACAUGCCCUGGAUUUCAUCGAGCUCUUUAAUGAAGGUAGGAAGAAAUACCAUAGCAGCUUAAACUUUACAUCAUCCCGCAGUUAUGUAAUACUCAAUGACACAGGAGGUCAUGAGGUUCUAAAGCCUCUAAAAACCCAGAUCCACAGUAGCCUAAUAACAAUAUAAUCAGAAGUCUUAUGUGCAUAGAUGCUGCAUCAUAAGAGUUAAGACUGUUAAUCCUAAUUCAAAAUAUUACUAAUAAAUCUUAUAUGCCUUGCAUUUGUAUUGAUUGUUAGAUGCAUCCCAUGAUCCAAUUUAUACAACAAGUUUUACAGCAGUUAUUUAGAGGCUAACACACAACUUUAGCCUCAUCUAUUUGCCAACUUUGACAGCCAACGAUGUUGACAGUUGGAUGUCAGAGUUAUAUUAUUACAUCACAUUAGCCUCUAGCCACAUUAGCCUCCCCAGCCUCGGUCCCCUGCUGAAUGUUUUGCCAUGUUCUCGACUCCCCACACGUCUUGUCUCUCUUCGGCUUUCUUACCUGUCACACUGCAAAAAUGACCCGUGAAAGAAAAAUAACACUCAUCUAAUAUUGUGAGUGCAGGGCCACGGCUUCCCACUGUGAUACUGAAUCAAAAAACUCAAAGAUAUAAAGUUGUACCAACCUGGUUGUCACAUGCACCUUCAUUGUGUGCAGAACCAGAAAGAAGUCAAUCGAUUUUUAUAACUUCCAUAAUCAAAUGAGACCACUGACAGCAUGAACAAUCUUAUCUAUGUCAUAUAUCUGAAUGGCAAUAACUGCAGCUGCAGGGUAAGUGUCAGAAAAAGUGUGUCCCGGAAAGGUGCUGAAACAGCCUUUGCUGACUUUUUUCCAUGGCAAAUGUUCACUGAGCGGCAGGUUUGACUGUUAAAAAGCACAAAGAGUUUUUUUAUCAUGGAAACACUAGGUAAAAAUGUGCCUUUCUUUACAAGGGGUUUCAAGAAGUUAUCCACACCUAAAGCUACUUCCGCAAGCUUCAAUCUCAGGAUUUUAAAAUUCUCAGCUUGUCUGUUUUUGUUUGUUUUCAUGUCUGCAUUUGUACAGCUACAAACCAAGAUGCUUUAAAGGCCAAGGCAGUAAGAAAUAUUGAUCGAUUAAUGACUUUAACAGUUUCCUAGAAAAAUAUGAAACUAUAUUUGAAGAAUUUUUGCACUGAAUGAGUAGUGGUAUGAUUCAUGAUGUGUUAUGUAAUAGAAAAAUAAGUUGUUUAGUCUUCCUGUUUAUCAGCUGCUCCGCUGCUUGACAGGAAACAUUUUGUGACAAAACGCCCAUGGGCGUCCAUCUGAUUCAUUCAGAUGUACCUACUCCUCUAAAAUUAUCUGCAUCUGGCUUAGUCCACCUCCGCUCUGCCCAUUUUCUACCCCAAAAAACAGAAGCAUGGAUGGAAAGUUUGGGUGCUGGACACUGUUCCUCCUCUUUUUACGUAAACCAGCACUCUGAGCCAGCAGUGAGGAGCUGUCAGCUGGUUUCCCCUGUCGGCUCUGCUGCUGAAUGAGUUACUUGUUGGGAGUUGGUUAGUUUCCAUGUUGUCAGAGUCCGGCUGCCAGCGGUGUGGUAAUCUUCUGUCGUGGGGCCACCAUGGUGUGGAUGAAUGCUCGGGCAUAGUGAUGAAUCGGUGUUCCUGUGCUUUGAGGCAAAGCAGCAGGAAGAAACAACUUGUUCAGCCACCAGAGAGUGAACAGUUGGUUGGGUUCAAAAUGACUUACUCUGGAGAAGAACAAAAGAUUCAGUGAGAAAACUUUAGCGGUUGCUCUGUGGUGGGCACUAGUUCUUAUUCUCAGUGCUCCCUCUUGCAUAUUAAUAAAGCUCAGUGGUUUUACACUUUGGUGAUGCAACAGUUCAUUUGUGCAUCUACUUCUUUAUGUCUGCUCGGUCAAAAUCCUGCAUUGUGUUCAGUUCAAGGGACUGAAUAAAGCCGAUUUAACAUGCUGUGGCACCCUCUAGUUUGACCAAAGGUAACUAUGUUAUGUAACAGUACGUGACGUGAAUUCAACUGUAUAACAGUGUAGACCCCCGACAAGCGUACAGUUUGCCAAGAGACACACCGUCAACCUCUGCUGCUUCACUUUGUCUUAGACUGAGGAGUCUUUUCAUUAAAACCUCCAAGGCUUAUUUACCUCAUAGUACACCUCUGUUUGCCUUAAAUGACCAUUAGGAUUUUGCCACCAGGUAUCCCAGAAUGCUUUGUGCGUGGAAGCAUACGGUUGCAGUGCACAAUGACUGGAAGCCAAAAUUUUAGACAUGACUUAAAGUGCAGUGGGUCCACGGCACGCUGUUAGAAGCAACUCUUCAGACUCCUAAGUCUCCAGACCUGAGUCACAAAUAUGGCCUUUCAAGUAUAAGUUAAAAUGUAUGAACAACCAGAAGUAGUAGUUUAAAUAUGAAGUUACCUAAAGCUCCUGUGAGUAAUUUUCUGCUUGUGUUUAUUACAGUGCCCCCAGUGGACAGAGUGAUACCUCUCACAUCUUUGCAGAUCUUGCCCUGCACAUAAAAACCUUUACUUUCUGCUGUGUUGUAUCGUGUUGUGCUUAAUAGUAGAAUGAAUCUUUGAAGCAGUUUCUUUAUCAUUUCAAAACCCUGUUAAUGAUUGUCUUUAUCAAUUCAAAGCCCUAUUUAUGAUUGUCUUUAAAAUUCAAUCUUUUUCAUAAACAGCUAAAAUCUCUUUGCAGUUUAAAGCUCCCGUAAGGCGCUUUCUAUCUGUGUUGAUUUUGGCGCCCCCUGUGGACAAAACUGAAACCCUUUUAUCAUUACUUAUAUCAUCUGCUCCUUGAGCAAAACGUCUUCUCCUGUGUUUUUUUUACGGUUAAAUUUAUUACUCACUGUGAACAUUUGCUGUGGGCUGUGUGUAAGUUACAAAAGCUGUUCCUCUCUCCUCACAGCAGUUAUAGGCAUUAAAAAUUAUAUAUUAAACUUUGUCAGUCUUGUUGUUGAUGGUUUCAUUUGCUUUUGUGCCUCAUACAGUAAAACCAGUUCGUACCUCAAACUGUGAAAAGUUCAACUUACUCUUAAAAAAUAAAGAUAUCAAAUAAUUAAAGAAAAAUGAAUUUUUGUCAUGAUCAGGUCCAUCCUCAGCCAUUCUCUGAGUGACAUCUUUCCUACACAAACUACAAUGUUGGAACAUAAUAUCUAGCUCUGUAAAUGGUACUUGUUAUGCUCUUGAGAAUUAGCAUGUAAGCAAAGUCAGUGAGCGUGUAAACCUGCUCACAGAGCCAUUAGCUAAGCCUCACUGAGCUUCAAGCUUAUUUAGAAUAACUGAAAGAACUGACUGUACCAUGACUCUGAGUCUGACUGACCUCCGCAUUGUGCAUUACACAAGACUUCACAAUUAUCAUUUGUUGAAUGAUCUUUACAUGAACUGUUUAAUUCCCUCUGUGGAGCAGUCAGGGUAGUAAUGAGAAAUACUCUGAGCAAACAAAAAAUAACAAAUUCAAGGAUGUUCAUUGCUGAUUUUUUGCACUUGUGUCUGCAAAGGUGUAAAAAUGCACAUGUGCAACAAAUGACUGAGUGAGCUAAGUGAAAGAGAAGUCAACCAAAGUGAAGAAAACUAAAUAAAGCAACCACAAAUUACAAUACAGUCAGGGCUUUCCCAAGAUAAAAUGCUUACAAAGCUUAUUCUGCUAAUAUUUUCAUACUCUGUUACUGACUUGGCAUGUUCUUUCGGUAAAUGACGGGUUUAAAGGGUAUAAAGGUCCUAUUUUAAAUCACACUAUUUACAGUCUGCUCUGCCCACCCAUGAUCAUCUAUUUUUAAAUCUGGUAAAAAAUCAUUAGCAGAGGUUUAUUUUGAGCUGAAUCAUUUUGGCCAUGCAGUGGGUUCAUUGCAGCAUGCUCAAUGACAGAUUGCUCUCCUGGCUAUUCUAAUGUCAUUCUUGAAUUCUUGCAGGUUUUAUAUGUUUGUUUGUGUUUUUUUAUACACAUUUCCGUUUCUCUUUCAUUUUUUCAUUUCUCUCUUUACUGUGUUUUUGAAAUAAUUGAGUUCUUUUACACAUUUAUUUUUUACAAGAGUUGCCAGGCUGCUUACUUAUUGGUAAUGAUUUGUGUGUGUUGCACAGGUAUGGAGUUCCCUCCUUGCACAGUGGAAGUUUUCAGGGUCUCAGAGCGAGUUGACUACCCCCGAGACGCCAAUGGAAACAUCAUUGCCAUGGUGCAUCCCAAUCUGCAGGUAGAAAAUCCUUCAUCCUCCAGCCUGUAUAUAUUUUCCGCCCUCAUGAGAUAACACAAGAGAGGAAAUGAGGCUUCUUGGGUCAACAUGAGAAAAUGUUAUUUGAGUUUAGUCAACAUACUCAGGUUACUCUCUCUGUUUCUUUCUUUGUUGUUGUUCCAGGACUGCGACUGGGAACCACUGAACCCUGGUGACCCUAUGUUCCAGACAUUUGAUGGAAAGACCAUCCACUACCAGGGCCCGGGCACUGUUUAUCCCACUUUUAUCAAUGAGGCAGCUUAUUAUGAAAAACAGCAGGCAUUUGUAACCACCAGGAGAGAAACUCUGUUAGCGAGUGCCAUCAGGAAGCAUGAAAACUGA
Molecule: messenger RNA, 10250 nt
Organism: Xyrichtys novacula (pearly razorfish)
Lineage: Eukaryota; Metazoa; Chordata; Actinopteri; Labriformes; Labridae
Source: the annotation of a GenBank genome assembly